Bemisia tabaci is the source of this 1427-nucleotide messenger RNA. NCBI's taxonomy places the organism in Eukaryota, Metazoa, Arthropoda, Insecta, Hemiptera, Aleyrodidae. The record is from RefSeq and is a predicted model, not a curated record.
CCCAGGCCACGUUCCCCGCAACCCGCCUACCAGGCCGCCGCCUCCGCCCCGCAGCCCGCCUACCAGCAAUACCAGCCGGCCGCCUCUGCGCCGCAGCCAGCCUACCAAGCUGCCCCCUCUGCCCCGCAACCCGCCUACCAGCAGUACCAGCCUGCUGCCUCCGCUCCACAGCCCGCCUACCAGGCUGCACCUAACGCAUACAACCCAGCCUCUGCUUUCCCCAAGCAGCGUGCCUACAGACGAGUAAACCGAUCCCCCAACAGGCGUCAAUUUAGAAACUACUAAAGGCGGAUUGUAAAGUUGCUUGGCUGAGCUGAAGAAUUACAGAAUGGCCAAGGCUUUUGGUUCAAGCGGAUUCCUUCUUUGCUUAUUUACCGGAGUUCUUUUGAACCAAGAGCUUUGUCUUUCUAGCGAGUCCUAUCGGAGACAUAGUGAUUUUUUUUAGCAAUCCAAGCAAUUACGUAUAGGUUUUAUUGUAAAUCGAGAAUUCUUCGGCCAUACGACGUCAUCUCAAUAUGUUCGCAUGAAUGGUCAAUUGGGCUGUUAAUCAUUUGGUUUUGAAGUUGCAAGAUCUCUGACUCUAACCUGUUGUUCAUGUAAAUGAAUAUUGUUACCAUUAUCAACCUCGAAUUAAGGAUAUUAGUUUUUAAAAAAUUGCACACUUAAAACCCUUUUAUUUUUAGCCCAAUUUAGCUUUCCGUGCAAACUCUAACUAGGCAAAUUAAGUGCUGAUCUUGACUGGUCGAUUCUAGUAAUUGAGAAGAAAUUGUUGAACAUCCAGAGUAAAUAACCAAGUUGAGCUGGAGCCAAUGUCACACUAACCCUGUAAAUUGGCUCUGAAAAACAGACUAUAAACACAACUCUCUGUGGGAUAUAAAACCAAUGAGCCCUUGAGCUUUCAAAAGCCACAAUGAUCUCCUGGCCAUAAAUAAUAUCUACGCCUCAAAAACCGGUGCCUCUUCUAGAAAUUUUGUUUUGUUUUCUUUUUCCAUAACUUUCGAAUUGGUGGAGAAGUUUAUCUACUACUUGAAAGACGAACCAGAGAGCGCAGAAAAAUUUCUAGACUUGUCACUGGUUCUGAUGCUUAACUUCAGUACAUUCUGGAGCAAGCUGUGAUUUGUGAGAUCUCUCCCGUUAGGGAGAAAAAUUGUCAUUUUUUCAGGUUUCCUUUUCAUAAAAGAAAAUCUGAGAUUAAGGAGCAAUUAACCAUGUACAUUUCUUGUUUAUAUUUUUUCUAUCUGCUUGUAACUGUAUCCGAUACUUAAAACUCGAAGAAGCAAAGCAACCAAUCAAACUAGAUGUGUCUUUUUUUUCUAGUCUGUUCUACCUUUCCAGCCGUAAGCCUGGAUAAGAGUGCAAUUUUUCUCGAGGCGGGGUGGACCCCGCCUUGGAUUUUCAAACGAUUAAUAAAUUUUGAAUGAAUCCUA